This is a messenger RNA of Cygnus olor (mute swan), 7014 nucleotides long. It is a transcript of the gene ADAMTS7, whose product is annotated as ADAM metallopeptidase with thrombospondin type 1 motif 7. The record is from RefSeq and is a predicted model, not a curated record. Gene Ontology annotation, biological process: extracellular matrix organization; proteolysis. Gene Ontology annotation, cellular component: extracellular matrix. The transcript has 24 exons. Bases 40 to 5487 code for a protein of 1815 amino acids. Lineage: Eukaryota; Metazoa; Chordata; Aves; Anseriformes; Anatidae. Gene Ontology annotation, molecular function: metalloendopeptidase activity.
CCGCCGGGCGCCGAGCCGCCGGUGCCGCCGCCCGCACCCAUGCCGGGCCCCGGGGGGCUCCUGCUGCUCGCCGCCGCGCUCGCCGCGGGCACCCGGCCGAGAGGCAGCGCCCGGCAGCCAGACCCUGCUCUGUGGUCAUCAAGCAGCGACAUCGUUCAUCCGAUCAAGGUUGACGAGAGUGGGUCCUUCCUGUCCUACGACUUGUCCCACCGAGUACUCCACAGAAGGUCUCUUUCCACCAAGAGCAAGUUCCUCACCUUCUAUGAAAUGCAUUACAAAGGACAACCCCUGAAAUUCAACCUGAGCCUCAACAACAAUCUCCUCGCGCCCGGGUUCGUCAGUGAGAGACGAUACGGGGGAAUCGCUGACGCCAAGAUCCAGUCUCACACUUACAACUCCUGCCAUAUGAUUGGGGAGGUUCAGAGCCGGACCCUGAAGGGAGGCCUGGCCGCGCUCAGCACAUGUGAUGGCCUGAAAGGCGUGUUUCGGCUCAUGAACGAGGACUAUUUCAUCGAACCAGUGGCCGCCAGCUUUCCCGAGGACAGGACGGCACAGCCCCACAGGAUAUACAAACGCCACGCUCCUGAGCACCGGGGAGAGCAAGGCGAGAGGCAGCCAGCGGCGUGGGCAGCCUGCGGCGUGCAAGAAUCUCGGGAAAAUCUGGAGAGGUCUGAGAAGCGGAGGGAGAGAUGGGAACAGAAACAAUACAGGAAGAGAAGAAUAAAGCAGCGCUCCAUCAGCAAGGAGAAGUGGGUGGAAACGCUGGUGGUGGCAGACACCAAGAUGAUAGAAUACCACGGGAGUGAGAACAUCGAGAAGUACGUGCUGACCGUGAUGAACAUGGUGGCAGGGCUGUUCCACCAUGCCAGCAUCGGGAACCCUAUCAACAUCGCCAUAGUGCGACUCAUCCUGCUGGAGACCGAAGAGGAGGAUCUGAAAAUCUCCCACCAUGCGGACAACACCUUGAAAAGCUUUUGCAAGUGGCAGAAGAGCAUCAACGUGAAAGGAGAUUCCCAUCCCUUACAUCACGAUGUUGCAGUCCUGCUCACAAGGAAGGACAUCUGCGCAGCGAUGAACAGGCCCUGCGAGACCCUGGGUCUGUCCCACGUGGCGGGGAUGUGCCAGCCCCACAGGAGCUGCAACAUCAAUGAGGACACGGGGCUGCCCCUGGCCUUCACCGUGGCCCAUGAGCUAGGACACAGUUUUGGGAUUCAGCAUGAUGGAAGCAGCAAUGACUGUGAGCCAGUUGGGAAAAGACCUUUCAUCAUGUCUCCACAGCUCCUGUAUGACACGUCCCCACUCACCUGGUCCCGCUGCAGCCGGGAGUACAUCACACGAUUCCUCGACCGGGGCUGGGGGCUGUGCCUGGACGACCCCCCUGCCCGCGAGGUGCUGGACUUCCCCCUGGUGCCCCCGGGCGUCCUCUACGACGUGGGCCAUCAGUGUCGCCUGCAGUACGGUGCCUACUCCACCUUCUGUGACGACAUGGACAGCGUCUGCAACACGCUGUGGUGCACAGUGGGGACCACGUGCCAUUCCAAGCUGGACGCUGCCGUUGAUGGCACAGCAUGUGGGGAGAACAAGUGGUGCUUCAACGGCGAGUGCGUGCCAGUGGGUUACCGUCCCGAUGCCAUCGACGGCAGCUGGGGGCCCUGGAGCUCGUGGGCUGCCUGCUCACGGAGCUGCGGCGCGGGCGUGCAGAGCGCCGAGAGGCAGUGCAGCAGCCCCACGCCGAAGUACGGGGGCAGGUACUGCCUGGGAGAACGGAAGAGGUUCCGGAUCUGCAACAUCAGGCCGUGUCCCCCCGACAAGCCGUCCUUCCGCCAGGUCCAGUGCAGCCAGUUCAACCCCAUGCUCUACAAGGGGAAGCUCUACAAAUGGACGCCAGUGCCCAACAACAUUAACCCCUGCGAGCUGCACUGCCGUCCAGAGGACGAAUACUUCGCAGAAAAGCUGCGGGACGCUGUCAUCGAUGGGACUCCGUGCUACGAAAUGAACGCCAGCCGGGACAUGUGCAUCAACGGCAUCUGCAAGAACGUGGGCUGUGACUACGAGAUCGACUCCAACGCGGUGGAGGACCGGUGCGGCGUCUGCCACGGGGACGGCUCCACCUGCCACACCGUCAAGAAGAUGUUCGAGGACAGCGAGGGGCUGGGUUACGUUGAUAUUGGGAUUAUCCCCGUCGGAGCCCGAGAGAUCCGCAUCGAAGAAGUCGCAGAAGCCGGCAAUUUUCUGGCACUGCGCAGUGAGGACCCAGAGAAGUAUUUCCUGAACGGCGGCUGGACCAUCCAGUGGAACGGGGAUUACAGGGUGGCAGGCACCACCUUCACCUAUGAGAGGACAGGGAACUGGGAGAACCUCACGUCCCCGGGGCCCACUGCGGAGCCCGUGUGGAUCCAGCUGCUGUUCCAGGAGACCAACCCCGGCGUGCGCUACCAGUACACCAUCCAGCGGCCGGCCGACAGCGAGAACGAGAUCGAGCAGGCCGAGUUCCUCUGGCGCUUCGGCUCCUGGACCACGUGCACCGCCACGUGCGGCACCGGGGUGCAGAGGCAGAUCGUGCACUGCGUGGAAAAGCUGGCCGGCAUUGUGGAGGAGCGAUACUGCGACGCGCUGACCCGGCCCGACGACCAGCAAAGGACGUGCAACGAGGAGCCCUGCCCCGCCAGGUGGUGGGUCGGCGAGUGGCAAAAGUGCUCGGCCACGUGCGGGACAUCGGGGCUGAUGAAGAGGACGGUGCUCUGCAUCCAGAGCGUGGGGCUGGACGAGCAGAGGGCCUUGCAGCAAGCGGACUGCCAGCACCUCUCCAAGCCAGAGUCCACCGCUCCCUGCCAUCGGGAUGUCCCCUGUCCCUCUCAGUGGGCCGUGGGGAACUGGUCAGAGUGCUCAGCAACGUGUGGCAAUGGAACACAAAGGCGCCCUGUGUACUGCAGCAAUAAUACCCAAGCGACUUGUGACCCUGAACAAAGACCCAGCUCGGAAACUAUUUGCUCCUUGCCACAGUGCCAGAUGAAAUUGGACAACGCCAACGCCGACUGGUCUGGCAGUGGCUCUUCCAGCAGAGAAAUGUUUAAUGAGAUAGACUACAUCGCCAAUAACCAUAUCACUGAAUUUAACCCCCUAAUUCCAAACAUCCCAGAGUCCAGUGAUGUCAAUAUCAUAACUGAGGAGGACUUCUCAUCCAGAAAAGGAAACGUCUUCGUUGAUGAUUUUUACUACGAUUAUAAUUUUAUCAACUUCCAUGAGGAUCUGUCGUAUUACCCCUUCACUGAGAAAGAAACCAAAAGCGAGGGCCCUAAGCCCGAGCUGAGCAGCAACGAUGUGGAGGAGCCUCCUGAGCUGCCCGCAGAUGUCCUGCACGCCGUGGAGCCAGGAGGAGGAGCAAAUGGGGACGAGCUGGUGAAGCAAAGCGAAGCAAAUGUUUCUGCUCCUGUGCACAGCGAAGGGGAGGCAGAGUCGGGGGGUUUAGUCGUCAGUGACCUCCUUGGCAUGGCCCCUGAGCACAGGGGAACCAGCACAACCGCUCCCAGCACGGCCACAGCUGCUCCCACAAGUGAUGAGGGGGGAGCAGUGCUCGUGCCCCGCUCCGAGGAGCUGCUGCCCACCCAGCCUGCGGCAAGUCGUGGCUCUCCCAGCAGCCUGGGUAACCUGCUCCCCGAUCAGCCCGCAGGUGCCGUGCUGGCAGGCACUGUUCCUGCGUGGGAUGCUGCAGCCCGCAGCCUCGCUCCCUGGGCUCCGGCUGCUCCCUCCGCGCCGCUGCCUGUUGACAGGGGCAGUGCUGGUGCAGACAGCACGUCCCACAGCCUGCAGCGCGUGGGAGAGCCUGGGAACAGAGGCCGUGCAAGCACGGCGGCUCCUGACAACGCUGCCAGCGCUGGGAAGGGCCGGGAAAACUCAUGGGAAACGGGUUUUGUCAUCACCAGUGAUGAUAACGGUGCUGCCUCCAAGACCGAAGAGCAGGAAGAGCUGGCAGAAAUACCAGCACCAGAGGGGACUGCGCACAUGCACGCGACAGAAGAGGGGACACGCAAUGUGGCAGAGGGGACCCGUCCGACCUUCCCCACCGCCCACAGACCGCAGCAGGAGGUGGGCAGGCACGCUGAAGGCGCUGGUCCCGUUGCAAGCCCCCAUCCUGCAGGUGCUACGAGGAGCCCCCCGUGGGAGGCAUGGCCGCAGGCGGGGCACCGCACCCCCCCGUCCCUCACCUCGGCCCCCUUCGUGGCCACAACCGCCCUGCCAGCACCCGUGUCCGUGUCCCCCGCCACGCCUGGGUCGCCCACCCGGCUCGCCUCCAGCGGCCUCACCCCGAGAGCUGCCCUGGCGCCAGCCCCCCCGGCGUCCCCAGCUCGCAGCCCUCCCGCAGGAACAUCGCCCCCUGAGCCCCCACCGGCGGCGUGGACCGAGGGGAGGCUGGGGGAGACGCGGGUGCUGCACCACCCGGAGCCAGCCGCCCCCCACGCCCCCCAGACCUCCAGCGUGGCCCAGAUCGGCAGCACCGCUCCGGGGCGGCGCUCCCCAUCGGCAGCCCCGGGGACAUUUGCUUACGGUGACGGGGACCAGGAGGGAUCCCAGCCCGCUCCCACCCCCCCGGGGCUCUGGGGGCAGGACGAGGCUUUGCUGCUGCCAUCCACUGCUGAAACAGCCACUGCGACGCCCAGCUGGGAGGUCGGCAGCUGGAGCGAGUGCUCGGCCACCUGCGGCGUGGGCGCGAUCUGGCGGAGCGUGCGCUGCAGCACCGGCACCGAGCGGCACUGCGCUGCUGCCAGCAAGCCCGUCCCCGCUCGGAGGUGCUCCCUGAGGCCGUGCUCGUCCUGGCGCGUGGGGAACUGGAGUAAGUGCUCCAGGAACUGCGGUGGAGGGGUGAAGGUUCGGGACGUGCACUGCAUCGACACCAGAGACCAGAGGCUCCUGCGGCCCUUCCACUGCCAGGCUGUCCUCUACAAACCGCCGACGCAGAUGCCCUGCCAGAGCGCGCCGUGCCUGGACUGGUACACGUCCUCCUGGAGAGAGUGCUCAGAGCCCUGCGGCGGGGGGGAGCAGGAGCGCCUGGUGACGUGCCCGGAGCUGAGCCGCUGCGAUGAGGCACUACGGCCCAACAACACCCGGCCCUGCAACACCCACCCCUGCACCAGCUGGGUGGUGGGCUCCUGGGGACAGUGCUCGGCGCCCUGCGGCGGGGGCGUCCAGCGGCGCCAGGUGAAGUGCAUCAACACGCAGACGGGGCAGGUGGAGGAGGACAGCAGCCUCUGCGACCACGAGCCCUGGCCCGAGAGCACGCAGAAGUGCAACCCGCAGGACUGCGAAGGCACCGAGGCGGGCUUCGUCUGCGAGCGCGACCGCUUGACGUUCGGCUUCUGCCAGACCCUGCGGGUGCUGGGAAGGUGCCACCUCCCGACGGUCCACGUCCAGUGCUGCCAGAGCUGCCGCCAGCACGGGCACCACGCGCCCGGCCGGGACCGCGGGGACGAGCGGGCCUCCAGGAGGUGACAGGACCGUCCCCGAGGGCAGAAAGCACCAGGACCCGCGGCGGCUCCGGGAGCAGCCCUGCGGCACGGCAGGGAGCUGGGGACCAGCCGGGUGUGCUGCUCUGUCGCCACACGGUGCUCUUGCAAAACACAGGGAAGGCUUGAUUUGUUGUAUUUGUGCUCCACGUAACGGUGCUCAAUCCUUCAGUCUGAAAAACAGCGUCUGGCUCGGGCUGGGUGCGUGGGUCCCACGGGGAAUGUGCCGGGGCGGGCGCAGCUCUCCGUCGGGGUUGCAGCCAGCACUGAGCGAUCAAAGAGAAAGCGUUUUAGGGAAGGGAAACUUAAAGCAGCAAUAAUUUGGGGGAGACUUCUCAGAAAUGCUUAUGGUGCUAUCAUUUGACAUUUUAAGCCUCUUGAUGGUGUUGGCAGGCCAGCACGAAACUCUUGACUUUUAUUGUUAUUUUUAUAUAUGUAAGUGAGUAUCUGUCAUUCCACCACUACAGCUGACCAUUUGGAGUCAUUUUUUUUUUCCCUUAAGGGACUGGAAGCUGGCAACCCAUUUCUGUAAUUUUCAUUGAAUUGUUUACGCACUGAAGCUAAAUAACCAUAAUUUAAGAAAUGGAGAGAGAUCAGAGGCAGAAAGCUUUCGGCUUCAGUUCCCACCGAAAGUCCCAGGCUCACAGUGCACGCAAGGGCUCUGCCCUCUUCAUCCCACUGCCGGCUUCUGCUGCAAAGCCAUUGCCCACGCUCGUGGGCGGUGUGGAGGCACUGGUUAGGGACAUCAAGGCAUGAAUGACAUGAGUCUUGCUCUGGAGUCGGACAGCGUAGGCCCUUGCAUGUACUGAUGACAGAGAUGGGAAGCGGCUCUGGCCCCAGCUGUGAGCCUCUGCCCGGCAAACACCGCGCUCUUACCUUGGCUGCGUGGUUCCUCGCGGAAGCCCGACUGGCAAAGUGAAUUGUACUCACACAACUGGAUUUCUGUAUGCAGUUACGGCAUAGAAGUGUAAUGGUUGGUUAAGGUGUUUUUCUGUGCUCUUGCCAAGCUAAAACCCUUCUUUCUGCUUAUAUAGAGUCACUUCUGUUAAGGUUAGUCGAUUCUUUUAUCUAGAGUAUCUGCUAUUGUACGAGCGGCACCUCGGCUUGCGCAGCCCUCGCAGCCGGUGCUCGUGUGUUAAUCCUCGGUGGCCUGGGGAGGUUUUGCUCUUAGGUUGGUUCCUGGAGGGCGUCAGGCGCGUCUCGGUGGCACGUCCUUUCUGUGUUACUCUUCAGCCUAUAGAUGAAACUGGGGAGACCGUGAACACAACCCUGCUGGCGCUAAACUGAACGGAAAAAGGACUGAGCCCGGCAUGAGCUGCACUGUAUUGAGCAAUGCGGUCACAGAGUCCAGGAUGGAUUUUUUUCUUAAUUUGUACUGUCUGGGACAACGUGCAGUACUGCCGCGUAACAAGGGAAAUUCCUGUGUGUAACUUGUAUGUAAAACACAAGCCCAGACUUCACUGUUUGUGUUGUACUCCUUUCCAAUGUGGUGUAAAUUUGUAUGUUUAAAGAG